Saccostrea echinata is the source of this 2322-nucleotide messenger RNA. RefSeq names its product cleavage and polyadenylation specificity factor subunit 3-like. The transcript has 17 exons. NCBI's taxonomy places the organism in Eukaryota, Metazoa, Mollusca, Bivalvia, Ostreida, Ostreidae. Gene Ontology annotation, cellular component: mRNA cleavage and polyadenylation specificity factor complex. Gene Ontology annotation, biological process: mRNA 3'-end processing by stem-loop binding and cleavage. Gene Ontology annotation, molecular function: RNA binding; RNA endonuclease activity; 5'-3' exonuclease activity. Bases 33 to 2093 code for a protein of 686 amino acids. The record is from RefSeq and is a predicted model, not a curated record.
GCAAAAUUGAAAGAUCAUAAAACUAAAAUAAAAUGUCUAAGACAGGGGAAACAGUGGUCCCUGCUGACGAAAACGACAUUCUAUUGAUAAGACCUUUGGGUUCAGGACAAGAGGUUGGAAGAUCUUGCCACCUGCUUGAAUUUAAAGGCAAAAAGAUCAUGCUUGACUGUGGUAUACACCCAGGACUGAAUGGCUUCGCCUCUCUGCCCUUCUUGGAUUUGGUAGAAGUUGAAGAAGUUGAUCUGCUCCUUAUUAGUCACUUCCACCUUGACCAUUGUGGGGCCUUGCCUUACUUUUUGGAGAAAACACAGUUUAAAGGUCGAUGUUUCAUGACACAUGCCUCCAAAGCUAUCUACAGAUGGUUGUUAUCAGAUUAUGUGAAAGUUAGUAAUAUUGCCACUGAAGACAUGCUCUAUACAGAGAGUGAUAUAGAAAACAGCAUGGACAAAAUAGAAACAAUUAAUUUUCACCAGGAAGUAGAUGUCAACGGAAUCAAAUUCUGGUGUUACACAGCAGGCCAUGUUUUAGGAGCAGCCAUGUUUAUGAUAGAGAUUGCUGGGGUCAGGGUUUUAUACACUGGUGACUUCUCCAGACAGGAGGACAGACAUUUAAUGGCUGCUGAGAUCCCAAAAAUUCACCCAGAUGUUGUUAUUGUUGAGUCCACAUACGGUACUCAUAUUCAUGAGAAGAGAGAGGACCGAGAAGCCAGAUUCACUGGACUGGUCCACGACAUCGUUAGUAGGGGUGGCAGGUGUUUGAUACCUGUGUUUGCACUUGGAAGAGCCCAGGAGUUACUGCUCAUACUAGAUGAGUAUUGGAGCAACCAUCCUGAGUUACAUGACAUUCCAAUCUACUAUGCAUCAUCUCUGGCAAAGAAAUGUAUGAGUGUAUACCAAACUUACAUCAAUGCCAUGAAUGAGAAGAUCCGAAGACAAAUUAACAUCAGCAACCCUUUUGUGUUCAAACAUAUAUCAAACUUAAAGAGUAUGGAGCACUUUGAAGACAUUGGGCCCUCUGUGGUCUUGGCCAGCCCUGGAAUGAUGCAGAGUGGUCUUUCCAGAGAAUUGUUUGAGAGCUGGUGUACAGACAAAAGAAAUGGCUGUAUCAUAGCAGGUUACUGUGUGGAGGGAACCCUAGCCAAGCAUAUUUUGUCAGAACCUGAUGAGAUUGUAACAAUGUCUGGACAGAAGCUACCCCUGAAGUGUUCUGUAGAUUACAUAUCAUUUUCUGCUCACACCGAUUAUAAACAGACCAGUGAAUUCCUCCGAGCCCUUAAACCAGCUCAUGUGGUGCUUGUACAUGGAGAACAGAAUGAAAUGUCCCGUCUGAAGGCAGCAUUGAUUCGGGAGUAUGAAGAUGACACAGAAUAUCAAAUGAAUGUCCACAACCCCAGGAACACAGUGGCUGUGGAACUGCACUUCAGAGGAGAAAAAAUGGCAAAGAUUGUUGGAAGUCUUGCCUCAGAAAAGCCAAAACAGGAUCAGAGAAUCUCAGGGAUACUGGUCAAAAGAAACUUUAAUUAUCACAUAAUGGCUCCCACUGAUCUCUCAAAUUACACUGACCUAGCUAUGAGUACUGUAACCCAGAGACUGAGUAUCGCGUACACCGGGACUGUGGCGUUACUCAAGUACUACCUUAACCAGCUGUCCUCAGACAUUGAACACAUGGAGAAGGCAGACAAACCAACACUGAGGAUAUUUAAGUCUGUCUUCCUCGUCAUUGAACCAAAGAUGGUCAUUAUUGAGUGGGUAGCCAAUCCUGUGACAGAUAUGUAUGCUGAUGCUGUGGUGACUGUAGUAUUGAGGGCAGAGAGUGACCCCAUGCCUCAAAAAAGUGUACCGCCCCCACUGGUUGUAGACAAGUCCCAUGUACAGGAGUGCCUGUUGGAGAUGUUAACAGACAUGUUUGGCAGUGAGGGAAUCAGCAAGAUGAUCAGAAACAACAUGGUGACUGUCACAGUGGACGAGAAGAUUGCCACUGUCAAUGUUGACUCACUGGAGGUGAGGUGUGACGAUGAAGAAUUGCGUCAAGUAUUACAAACUGCUGUUAAAAACCUGUACCAGGCCAUAGCUCCCGUCAAACAAACAGGCUGACAGUGACCACAUCUUAUACAGUGAUGGACUCAAACUGACCAGAGAGCAGGCUCUCUAUCUAAUCUUGGACCAUUCAGCAAAGUUCCUGUUUUAGUGACCUUGCUUCCUGUGUGUUUAAUUGAAAUACAAGAAUGUUUUUUGGGGGAUACACAUUCUGUGUAUGGUACAGAUAUAUGACAAAUUGAUUUCUCUUGUCAGAAUGUCUGCAAUAAAAUUUGCAGAAUUUUUA